AUGACCAUGGCGCCCAAUGAAAUGGAUCCAUACGCGGCUUCCCAUAUAUAUUACGGAAAGGAUACUCACGAUGCCAGUAAAAUGUUCCGACCUCGCACAUAUUCUACGAACCAGAGCACAAAUACAGAAAAAUCUGGACUAAGAUUACUUGUGCGGAGAAGCAGUCAUGGUAGGCUAAGUUGUUUUCCUCAAGAAAAAAAUCCUUUUCCUCACUAUUUUCAGAUGAGCUUUCUUUAUUUCCGAAUCGCUUCCUUUUGA
Messenger RNA from Blumeria graminis f. sp. triticale, 258 nucleotides. The record is from the annotation of a GenBank genome assembly. NCBI's taxonomy places the organism in Eukaryota, Fungi, Ascomycota, Leotiomycetes, Helotiales, Erysiphaceae.